Messenger RNA from Diospyros lotus (date-plum), 1038 nucleotides. Its product is annotated as peptidyl-prolyl cis-trans isomerase FKBP16-4, chloroplastic. Gene Ontology annotation, molecular function: peptidyl-prolyl cis-trans isomerase activity. Bases 95 to 787 code for a protein of 230 amino acids. The record is from RefSeq and is a predicted model, not a curated record. Gene Ontology annotation, cellular component: chloroplast thylakoid lumen. NCBI's taxonomy places the organism in Eukaryota, Viridiplantae, Streptophyta, Magnoliopsida, Ericales, Ebenaceae. The transcript is spliced from 10 exons.
CUGAAAUUAAGGAUGUUAUCCUCUCUCUCUCUCUCUCUCUCGUGUUCUUUUAUUGCUCUCCCGCUUGCCUUAACCGUCACUUUUAACUGUCCCCAUGGAACUCUCCCUCCUGCAUCAAAAACCCACAUUCAUUCACCACUCUCUGACCUCCAUCUUCUCCACAGGGAAGAGACCCUUCAACAGGAAUACAUCAAUUCUGUCAUGUCACUGCUCAUCUUCUUCCUCAGAUGCUACAGCAAAAGUACCCUCUCUGUCUUCACAAUGUGAGGGAAGGAGAGCAUUGAUGGGUUGUCUUCUAGCAGCAGCUGCUGGAAUUUCUGUCUGUGAUGUGGCUGGUGCAGCAAGCACAAGUAGAAGAGCUCUUAGAGGAGAAAAGAUACCCGAGAGUGACUUUAAAACUCUUCCCAACGGCCUAAAGUAUUAUGAUCUCAAGGUUGGGAAUGGAACUGAAGCUGUGAAGGGAUCUCGAGUUGCAGUGCACUAUGUUGCCAAAUGGAAGGGAAUCACUUUCAUGACGAGUAGACAGGGACUUGGAGUCGGUGGUGGGACGCCAUAUGGUUUUGAUGUGGGUCAAUCAGAAAAUGGGACAGUCCUUAAAGGAUUAGAUUUAGGAGUUAAAGGCAUGCGGGUAGGAGGCCAGCGACUGCUGAUAGUUCCUCCCGAACUCGCAUAUGGAAGCAAAGGAGUCCAGGAAAUCCCUCCAAAUGCCACAAUUGAGUUGGAUGUUGAACUUCUGGCCAUCAAACAAAGCCCCUUCGGGUCUCCUGUGAAAAUUGUUGAAGGAUAAUUCAAAUGUGUUCUGCUACCACUGUUCAUUUGGUGAGCAAGGAGAUAAAGCCAACUAUUUUCUGGAACUUGGAACGGCUCCUCAAGUUUGCCUCAGGGUGGAGGAGGAGACCAUGAAGAAGCUUUUCAUCUCUUCCUGCAGUGCAAAAAUGUGCCUUCAUGCAUUCUUGUCACGUCAUUCAUGUUAUGAAAUUUGCAGGACAAUAUUGUAUAAUGCUAAAAAUUUGAUUAAUAUCUCACCAAAGUAAAGUA